Molecule: messenger RNA, 2565 nt
Organism: Maudiozyma saulgeensis
Lineage: Eukaryota; Fungi; Ascomycota; Saccharomycetes; Saccharomycetales; Saccharomycetaceae
Source: the annotation of a GenBank genome assembly
AUGUCCUUCUGGCCAUUUGGUUCAACUAAUUCGGAAUCAGAAAUUGAUACGAUUAUUAAUAAUUAUUUAGAAACACUACGUUCAGUAGAGCAUUUUGAAAAUAUUUCCACUACAAUUGUUCAACGAAGGCAUAGCAGUAGUCAUACUAUCGGUCAUGCGGGACCUUCUAUGAUCACUAGAUCACAUUCCCCUGUGUAUAGUUCGCAUUCUAUUGCAAGUGAUGAAGAUGAGAUAUAUGGAUCCCCAAAUCAUUUACAUAUUGCUGAUCCUAAAGGUAUAAUUAAUAUGAAAGAACGAAGAUCAAAUAGACCCAGUUUUUCUAGUUUGUUUAAAAAUAAUGAAAUGGGUAAGCCAUUUCAACCUUUGCCCUUGGGGACCCUCAACAAUUAUUAUAUAGAUCAAAUACGUAAAGAACCAACGCUAGUUGAUAGAUUGGUACGACAGGAUAAAAAGUUGAUGGAUUUUAUUUGUUUUGGUUAUUUUUACAAACAAGCAGAUAAAAAUGAGUACGAAGUGGAAGAUGAGGAUAUUGUUGUCGGUGGAGAGGAUAUAUGGACGAAAGUUUAUCAUAUAGAUUAUUUGAUAGACGUCAUGUUAAGUUGUUUAGAUGAUAUCGAUGGAACUUAUCCAUUUGGUUCUGAGGAUCCACCUUAUUCAGAAGAUACUGAAAUUGAGAAUGAUGAUUUUAUAGACCCUAUCACAAAGAAAUCCUCAUCAAAGAAUGAAACGCAGGACUCAAAUUUUAUAAAAUCUGGUGCAAAUGAUACUUUAGAUCGAUAUACGCAAUUACUCAGAAUAUCAGAUAUUAUUACUUUAAAUAUUCCUAUUGUUCAAAAGAUAAUUUUGGAAAGUUCAGAUAGAAUGCAAAAAUUAUGGUCUAUUAUAUAUCAUUCUAAAAUAACUUCAGAAAACUCUAUUCAAUUGACAAUUUUUUUAAAGAUCCAAGAUGGUUUAUUAGCAAAUGCAAGAAAUUCAUAUUUGAAUUUUAUAAGAAAUAAACAAUCAUUAGUUCAGGAUAUAUUUCUUCACGAUGAUUUACCUACAAUAUUUGAUUUCCUAUUACGUUUGAUAUGUACAGACAAGCCAGAUGAUUCUACUGGCAUUAUUGACUUAUUGGAGACACAAGGAUUGAUGACUAAAUGUAUGAACUAUUUCAGAGACCCUAUGUAUUCUGAUAGACAAAAAACAUCUGUUUGUGAUUUCUUAAAACAAUUAAUUGGAAUAUCAGUAAACAUUCUUGUAAAUGAUAUAUCAAUAGGCCCAAAUAAUUUAACAAGAUUUCUAGUUUUAGAGGAAACUAUGGAGACAUUCAUUCAAAUUUUGUUGGAACAAGAAAAUACGAUACUUUGCAAUAUUGUUGUUCUCGUAAUCGAAUUGAUUAGAAAAAAUAAUUCAGACUUCGAUUCGACCCUCCUCUUAGAGACAACUAUUCUGAAGGAUCCCCCUAAUAAAAGGGACCCCUUAUAUUUGGGUCAUUUAUUGAAAGUUUUCACUAAGCAUUUGCCUGAGUUAUUAAACAUAAUUUGGACUAUGGACGCUCCAGACAACAAAUUCUUCGAGACUCAAACAGGAUAUAAAUAUAAAAAAAUCGGCUUAGUUAGAAUUAAAAUCAUUGAGUUGAUAGCAGAGCUAUUACAUUGCUCAAAUAUGGAAUUAAUGAAUUCAAAGACUGCAGAACUUAUUGCAGAAGAAAGACAAAGCUAUAGGAAGUCGGUUACUAAAGAAAUUAAUUGUCUCUUGGACGGCGAGUGUACCACCGGUACUUUAGUGGAAGAGCAAGGUCCAUUUACUUAUAAUAACAGUACUGUUGAAAAUGAUAAUCUAACUACUAGUGAUAACACAAGUGAAUCUUCUUUUGACAAACCAUUUAUAUCUAUGGAAAAUAAUAGAAAAAUACGAAAAAUGAAAACUAUAGGUGAUGCAUUUAAAAUAAUGUUGUUUGAUUAUGAAGUAAUACCCAAAAUUUUAAAAAUUUUCCUUGAACAUCCUUGGAAUAAUUUUUGGCAUAACGUCACAUUUGAUAUUAUUCAACAGAUACUCAAUGGAAGACCUGAUUCCACUUAUGGUCCAUUUCUGUUGUAUUCCCUAUUUUGUUUAAAGGACUCCAGGAAAUAUAAUCUCAUUGGUGCACAAGAGAAUAAUUUAUCAGACUUUAAUAUUUUACAAGACUUUAUAUUGUGUGCAUACAAAAACAGUUAUCAAUAUUAUAUGAAGAAUUCCAUGACAUUAGGAUAUAGUGGACAUAUCUUACUUAUCGCAGAGGACCUCACGGUAUUUUCGAAUACUUUUGACACUAAGGGUAUUGCACCGAUGGUAUUUGACCGACUAAUGGAUGAGAAAUGGAAAACGCUCUCCAAAGAUAUAUUAGCAAUUACAAAAACCAUGUGCAUAAAAAUCUUAGGGGGUGGUGAACGUAUUGAAGACCAAAAUGGUAAUAUCACACUACAGAUAUACGAUAAUGAUCGUACAACAAGCACAAAUGAAAAUAACGAACAGCAGCAUAACAUCGAGCCUGAUUAUCCAACUCAGGCAACUUUGAUUGAUAGGAUCGGAACCCUUUUCUAA